UUAAUAUUUUACUCAACAGAGCUCAUGCGGAUACAUAAUAGUGCAAAAUGACUCUGCAGAGAGAAAAUAAUAGAGAUCUUAAUUGUACAAGUUCAUCAUCAAAUGAUUUGAUCAAACAAUUCAAGAAGCGCAAAGGAACAGAAUUUAUUGAAGCCUCCAAAAGAAGAAAAACAGAAAGCAGCUCUGGUGUUGAUCAGAAGAACAAAACCAAGAAGUUUGGUUUUAAUGGUCCUUCACGCAAUGGCCCAUAUGGAAAGUUUGGCGGGAAAGGCAAGGAUCCUCAAGGCAAACCUGACUGGCGAGAAGUGCGAGCUGAGACCAAGUCUAGGAAGAAGAAGAGGAAGCAAAGAAGUGUUGGUGGAGAAGAACUCUACACAUCAUUUAUGAAGGCCAUAAAGCUCUGGGAAGAGUUGCGUCACACUGACUGCAAGAAGGAUCGGCGUCUGGAGCUAUGCCGGCAAGUUACCAAUCUUUUCAUUGGCAAUGUUAAAGUCUGGAUUAAGCAGGCCAGUGGCAUAAGGAUGGCUGAGCAUCUCAUUACACAUGGCGAUGCUGACAUCAGGCAAAGACUUUUUGAUGAAAUUUGCUCUAAAGAACAGAUAUUGGAGACCAUGAAAGAUUCCCACUCCCAUCAUUUUCUACUAAAGAUUCUCAAGCAUGGAUCUAAGAACCAGCGUGACCUGAUAUUUGCAGCAAUGGAAGGUCAGGUGGUUAGGCUUUCUAAACAUACCUAUGCAUCUAAUGUCAUUCAACUUGCAUACUCUGACUUUGCAACCUCUGACCAGCGUUCCAAGAUGAUGCAGGAGUUCUUUGGGCCUCGCUUUAGGUAUUUCAAGGAGGAAGGUGUGAAGACGCUUGGAGACAUCCUUGAGAAGCACCCUUCUAAGAAGAAGGAAGUUAUGGAAGACUUGAAGAAAGGAUUGCAGAUGAUAAUGCACAAGGGCAUCUUUAACAGCACUCUUAUCCUUGGUCUACUCAGAGAGUACAUGGUACACUGUGACGACCAAGUUGACUUCAAUCUUGUCAUCGAGUCAGUGGAGGACGGGCUGCUCCGUGUGGUGCAUACCAAAGAUGGCGCCAGGAUUGCCAUGAUGUGCCUGUGGCGGGGAUCUGCUAAGCAGCGCAAGACCAUCAUAAAGAGCUUCAAGGGCCACAUGAUUGAAGUUGCCACGUGGGAACACAGUUACAUGGUGCUCCUUGCGGCCCUGGACUGCGUCGAGGACACCAAGUUCCUUCAUAAGGCGGUGCUUGAAGUGCUCAUGGCUGAGAAAGAGAAAUUAUUGCAAUCUGAGUACGGCACUCGAGUUUUCAGGUACAUGGUGCUGGGAAGGAACGCCACGUAUGUCCACCCUGACAUUCUAAAGGUGCUGGAGUCGGGAGACGUGUGCAGUCAGAACAAGAAGCCGCGCGAUCUCUGUCGUCGCGAGAUCUUGCAAUACAUAAGUGGUCCCCUCCUGCAGGCGCUCACUGACAACCUGCCCCGCUGGUGUCGUGAUGCGCACUGGACGCUCUUCCUUGGGGCUGCAAUUCACGUCUUACCUGAAGCUGGCCUCAAGUGCGCCGCUAUGACGUCACUGGCGCAGCACUGUGCUGCCCCAGUGCCCGAGGAUGCAAAACCUUUGAUGGAUUUGGCACCAUUCAGCAAGAUGCUCUCCUUCCUUGUUGGAAAGGAUGCUGAAAACAAGAAAAAUAAAAUGCCACUCUUCACGUUAAUACUUAUCAAACAUGCUGGCGAGACAAUUGCAUCAUGGCUGAAAUGCAACAGAGGUUGUUUUCUAAUGGUCAAAGCCAUCGAGACGGAAGUUAAACGAGUCAUGGCGGCCGUUCGCGACCACGUCGCGCCGCACACUGACGCUAUCGACAAAAUCAAGAGCUCUGCAAAAGGUGCCGAACUUCUCCUCGAGAAGCUUAAACUGACAGAUGGUGUAGAGGCAUCAGAAGAUGAGGAAGAAAAAACGGGCAUUGAGGCAUAUGAGACUGAGAAAUUUGGUAAAACGAAGAAAUAUCACGGCAAAGUGCUUGAAAAUGAUUACAACGAUAGCAAGGACGAUCACAGCGAUGUCGAAACAGAUGUUCAUGACGAGAAAAUGGAAGAUGAAGACGGCGUUGGUGAAGAAGAAACUGAUGAAGAGGACGAAUGAUUAACAAUUUUUAAUGCUUGUCUUGUUUCCUCAACACAGUUCUUGC
This is a messenger RNA of Hyalella azteca, 2187 nucleotides long. It is a transcript of the gene peng, whose product is annotated as pumilio homolog 3. Gene Ontology annotation, biological process: regulation of translation. The transcript has 8 exons. The coding region runs from base 48 to 2141 and encodes 697 amino acids. The record is from RefSeq and is a predicted model, not a curated record. Gene Ontology annotation, molecular function: mRNA binding. NCBI's taxonomy places the organism in Eukaryota, Metazoa, Arthropoda, Malacostraca, Amphipoda, Hyalellidae. Gene Ontology annotation, cellular component: nucleolus.